AUGGCGGGGACCCCGUCCGGCGGUGCUGCUCAGUUCUCUUGUCCCCCCAACUUUACCGCGACGUCCCCAACCUCAGAGCCCACCCGUUUCUCUUUGGAAGUGUUAACAGACCCAGAUACGGAACUGUGGCUUAUCCAGGCCCCUGUAGACUUCGCCCCAGACUGCCUCAACGGGCGGCUAGUGCCUCUCUCUGGCUCCCAGAUUGUGAAGGGCAAGUUGGCAGGCAAGCGGCACCGCUACCGGGUCCUCAGAAGCAGCGGUCCCCAGGCUGGAGGAGCAAUCCUGCUGGCUCCCUCCGUGGCGGCAGGGGGGGGACUCACCUGUGCCCCAGCCCCCCAGGGCAGCCUGAGGAUCUUUGAGGGUUCCCAGGAAUCCCCACCAGGGACCCUGCUGCAGCCUAUUCCAACAAGCCCCCCGCCACAGAUCCCCCCUGACCUGAGGCCCCGGUUCUGUGCCUUUGGAGGCAGCCUACCGGUAACAGGGCCUGGGUCAGCCUUGGCACUGAAGUCACCCGCCUCAAAAAAGAGGAAAAAGAAGAGGCAAAUACCAGAGGCCCCAGCUCCCCGGGAGGCAGUGAAUGGGCUGGGGUCCCUGGCGGGGGACACAGCUUUGGGGUCCCCGGAUGUGGCGAAGAAGAAGAAGAAAAAGCAGGAGCCGCCAGAACUCGAGGUGAUGGAGCUGGUGACAGCCGAACCUGCGGCCGAGAUGCUGGAGCCUCUGGAAGCGCUGUUCCCGUCAUCCACCACCAGGAAGAGGAAGAGGCUGAAGGGGACAGAAGAGAGGGAGCCUGGGGAAAGGAUGCUGAUUGAGUCUCAGCCUCAGUUGGAGGAGGAGCCACAGGAGGAAGCCGUCCCACUGCCAUCUUCGAAGAAGAAGAAGAAGAAAGAAAAGGGGCACAAAGUCAUGAUGGAGGCGGGGACUGAUGAGGCUCUAGAGCUGGAGAGGAGGCCUCUGGAACUCCCAGGGGAGAUGACAGAGCCCGAACCACCACAAGAAGUUGAGCUUCAGGCUGAGGCAGCUCUAACACCCGCCAAAAAGAGGAGGAAGAAAGAAAAACGGCAAGACGAGACAGUGGAGCCAGGGGCAGAGGCAGUGGAGCCUCCGGUGGAGCCUGAGUUGCCAGGUGACCUUGAGGGUCGGGCAUCCACCAAGAAGAAGAAGAAAGAACAGGGGCUCGGAGCAACUGAGCCGAGGACUGAGGUAACGGACCCACAGGGUGAGCCGAUGGAGCCUGAGCUUCCGGAAGAGCGUGAACCUGAGGCAGGGGCAGAUCCAGCAUCUGCUAAGAAGAAGAAGAAGAAGAAGAAACGGGGCCGGGAAAGCGGGGUGCCAGAGGCAGCACCCCGGGAGGAGAUGCCAGAGCCGCCGCGGAGUCCAAAGGCUGGGGAGGUGGCUUCCACAGGCCGGGAGAAGAAGUCGAAGAGGCUGCAGCCGGAUCCUGUGUAG
This is a messenger RNA of Puma concolor (puma), 1446 nucleotides long. RefSeq names its product RNA polymerase I subunit G (gene POLR1G). Gene Ontology annotation, cellular component: RNA polymerase I complex. Lineage: Eukaryota; Metazoa; Chordata; Mammalia; Carnivora; Felidae. The record is from RefSeq and is a predicted model, not a curated record. Gene Ontology annotation, biological process: transcription by RNA polymerase I. Gene Ontology annotation, molecular function: RNA binding.